Molecule: messenger RNA, 2121 nt
Organism: Brassica oleracea var. oleracea
Lineage: Eukaryota; Viridiplantae; Streptophyta; Magnoliopsida; Brassicales; Brassicaceae
Exons: 11
Coding region: 223-1962 (579 amino acids)
Source: RefSeq, a predicted model, not a curated record
UCUUUGCUAAAAUCUUUGACCAACUUAUUGAAAAAAGAAAGUGUUUAGAGCUUUUUCUUUCUUUCUUCACUGAAUGUCCAUUGAACACAUUCCAAAAUACUUGAAUCCCAAUUCAUCUCCUCUCUCUCUAUCCUUUCGCGAAAUCUCAUUUGUUCUGAAAUCCUACUAUUUUGUUAAGAGGAAUUUGAUUUGUUGAUCGCGCGAUUAGGGUUUUAAGGAGAAAUGAUGAAAGCUUCGUUAGGGAGGUUAAGGAGAUUCGCAUUGCCUAAGGUAGAUGCGAUUGAUAUUGGGGAGAUCUUCCACACGCCACAGAUUGAUGGGCUUGCUCGAGCUGCCAAGGAUAUGCAAGAAAUGAGAGAGAGUUAUGAUAGGUUACUCUCUGUUGCUGCUGCCACUGCUAAUAGCGCUUAUGAGUUCUCUGAAUCAUUGGGGGAGAUGGGUUCAUGCUUGGAGCAAAUCUCUCCUCAUAAUGAUGAAGAAAGUGGUAGAAUUUUGCUCAAGUUGGGUCAAGUUCAGUUUGAGCUUCAGAAACUCGUCGACACUUAUCGUUCUCAAAUAUUCAAGACCAUUACAAAACCUUCAGAGUCACUUCUCAAUGAGCUUAGAACCGUCGAGGAUAUGAAGCAACAAUGUGAAGAAAAGAGAGACGUCGUUAAGCACAUGAUGAAAGACAAGGUACACAUUAAAGGCGGUAAAGGGGAGAGACUUGUUCGGAGACAGUUGGAGACUGCUCGUGAUGAGCUACAAGACGAAGCCACUUUGUGCAUUUUCCGAUUGAAAUCUCUCAAGGAAGGACAAGCUCGAAGUCUCCUCACACAAGCAGCCCGCCACCACACUGCUCAGAUGCAUAUGUUCUUGGCUGGUCUAAAAUCGCUUGAGGCAGGAGAGCAACAAGUGAGAAUUGCUGCAAAGAGACAACACAUCGACUGUGAGCUCUCUGAUGACGGGAACGAAAUAGAAUGUAGCGAGGAUGAUAAUGAUGAUGAUGACAGACAUGUUAACAGAGAUGGAGAACUCAGUUUUGAAUACAUAACAAGUGGGCAGCGAGUAGAAGCUCUACCUACACCGCAAGGAUCUAUGAAGAUUGAUGACACAGAUCUGUCGUUUCCACGCCCUUCACCAUCAGGAUCAGCAACAGUAAAUGCAGAUCAUAGAGAAGAGAACUCAACAUACCGAGAUCGCAGAAGGAGCAGCCAUUCAGCACCUUUGUUCUCGGUUAAGCAGACAAGGCAGAUGACUCCGUCUGCAAAUGCUUACGUAUUACCAACUCCGGUCGAUUCAAAGUCCUUCACAAAACCGGUCACCAAAACAAACCACAGCGCACACUUGUGGCAUUCGUCUCCGCUUGAACCAAUAAAACCCGUUCAUAAAGAUGUGGAAAGCAACCUCUAUUCCCGUCUUCCUCGUCCUUCAGAAACUCCUCAGCAAGAAGCUGCACCAAGACACGCGUUUUCUGGACCGAUCAAACCAUCAUCAACCCGUCUUCCAGUUCCGGCUCAGACCCACCAGUCAUCUCCUCCAAGGAUGUCUCCUACCGCUUCACCUCCGCUUGCUUCUUCUCCACGGAUCAACGAACUCCAUGAGCUUCCAAGACCACCGGGUCAGCUAGCACCGCCACCACGACGCUCGAUAUCUCCUGGUCUGACUGGUCACUCAGCUCCUAUAACCACUUGGAAUCAAGAAAGAAGUAGUGCGGUUGUGUCUGCAAACAUUGUAGCGUCACCACUUCCGGUUCCACCUUUGGUUGUACCAAGGAGCUACUCCAUACCUUCAAGAGACCAAAGAGGAGGCAUGGGUCAACAACAACACUUACCCGAAACGAAUCAGAACAGGGUAGUGUCUCCACCGCCUCUUCCGCUAACUCCAGCGUCUCUGAUGAAUCUGCGAUCCCUGUCUCGUUCUCGAGUCGGGGAAGUUGCUCACAGCGGUCAAAUAAGAGGGGUAAAACUGAUUGAACGAUGAAGCUGUACAGGGGCGUGGCGUUUGAUAAAAACGUUGGGUUGUUAAGACUAGAGACAGAAAGAGGAGGCAUAAGUAAAUAUAGAAGUCAGAUAUUUUUGUAAUUAUUUAGUUUUUGAAUCUCCUAAUUUGUCACCUUAGACCGUUUUUUGUUUUUCCCUU